This is a messenger RNA of Aspergillus candidus, 1720 nucleotides long. RefSeq lists its product as uncharacterized. The record is from RefSeq and is a predicted model, not a curated record. Lineage: Eukaryota; Fungi; Ascomycota; Eurotiomycetes; Eurotiales; Aspergillaceae. Bases 437 to 1381 code for a protein of 314 amino acids. The transcript has a single exon.
GUUUUCUCCUCGCUUCUCUCCACUCGCCAUUCUAAUCCACUCCUUCUACCUCCUGUUCUUUACAUCUCUCUUUCUUUCUUCCUCCUCUCCUACUCUUCCCUUCAGAGUCGUCUAUCUCACCCUCAACGGAUCCCCAGGAUCUUUAGGUCCAUCACCUUCCCCCUAUCGACAUUGUUGAUUCGAAGUCCCUUCUCUGGCCGCAGUCUAUGGAACUCAACGUCUAGACUGGCAUCCACGCUGCCUCGGCUUCUGCCACAUUUCGGAAGAGAAGAUACUGUCACGACCCAUUCCACGACGAGACGAUUAUCCACUGUACAUAACCCGCGACGCCCUGGUCCGUUGGACGUGGUCUGUUGUCGGAUCUUCCUCCCCGACCCAAGGAAUAUUCCCCGACAUUCCGACCUCAGAAUUGACAGCAUCUCGGCCCACCCCCAACAUGCCUGUCCCCGUCGACCCCUUGGUCGCAUUUACCCACCUCUCCGAUAGCCUCCCACUUUGGACCGCACGGUUGUCCGAGCUGAGCGCCCAUACGACGGCCAAACAUGUCGAGUACUCGGAUGCGUUCAACCGACUGACAACCGUCAAGCCACGCCGCCGCAAGAACAGCUCCGUCUGCUCCAUCCACACCGAGGAUCUACAGACCGACGUCGAGCCCAGUAAUCCCCGCAAGCGAAGUGCCGACGACGCACCCUCAAUUGAUUCAGGUGACCACCCGACCCUGGUGAGCCGCCGACACCGCCUGGUCAUCCACUACGAUGGCCACACCCAGAAAUCGCUGGAGGAGAUGGUCCGUGACAUUGGAUCCGCGCGCAACAGCCUGCGUCGCUCCAAGAUGUCGCAGCUGCCCCUGGAGGGCUUCCGCACCGGCAUGCUCCGACACAACUCCCGCCCCGGCUCUGCGAUACCAUCGUUCGGUCAAGAAGACGACAAGGGUGGAGAAGACCAGCUCCUGGCCAACAUCCGCAGCGCCCGCUCGCGCCGUGGCCCGCCGCCGCCCAAAGUGUCCGCACCACCCCAAAUAUCGCCCUUCGACGUGGCCGAUAAACAGCUUGAGCUGGCCCACGGCUUCUGCGAGUCAGCCGCAUACGCCUUCCUCCGGGCGGGCGACUGUGCCACGGAGCUCCGCGGUGUGGAGGACAAAUUCAAGGCUUUGCUUGAAUUAUCGCUAGCUGAAGUACGACGACUCCAGGCGGAGCAGUCUGAGAAAGACGAAGAGAAGCCAAGCGAGGAGCCCGCUCCUUCCAUCACAAUUGCCUCCGUCCCAGCCGACAAACCAGACGGGUCAACCGAAGACGCCAUCGAAGUCGACGACGGGACAGAGUCCGUCGAGUCGCUGGACCUGACAGCGUUCCGGUCUACACGACGGAUGAUGCGUGGCUAGUGGAUCAUCGUACAUAAACUGCCAAAUUCUGCACAGAUUGAUAUUUUGGCAGAUUCUCUCUGAUUUAGCGUAUCCUUUGUUAGCGAUGAUACCUGGACCAACUCUCCUUUCCAUUAACUUUUUUUUAUUCCACUCUUGGUCAUUACAUCUACGGGCUUUGGAGUCCCUAUCUUUCGUUUCGAUCUUAUUGGCUGUAAUCGCCGGUCUAGUUUUCAUUCAUUUUCAUCGGUCAGCUGUUGCUCGAUCGCAGAGCAUGGCGUUGGGGGAGUUUUAUGAUACAUGAUAUUCUACUUUGUUUUUUUGUCUAAACAUAAAUAUAUUUUCAAUGGACGAUGAUGA